UCAAGCCCCAAAUUUAGACUGGAGAAAGAUCAAUAGGCAAAGAAGGAUCAUGAGCUCCCAAGCUGAAUCCACCAUCAACCAUUUCAGCCAUCCACACCCUUUGCAGCUUUCCAAUCAUCAAAACUCCCUGACCUCAGUUUCAUGUUCAGGAUGCAAGCUGAAAGCAACUGGAUUGAUUUACAGUUGCUCAACUUGCAACUACUACCUCCAUGUCAAAUGUUCAAAAAUGCCUCAGCAAAUAACUCACCCUUUUGAUAAAAACCAUGUUUUGUCUCUUCUCCCAAAGCCACUUUACCAGGAGGGCUUCUUCAACUGUGACGCAUGUGGGAAGCGAGGCGAUGGCUUCUGCUACCACUGCAAGAUAUGCAAUAUUGAUCUUCAUAUCCUUUGCUCGGCAAUGCCAUUGAGCUUUACUCACCAGUCUCAUAAUCACCAGCUCAAGCUUAUUUUCUCACCACCCCAUCCUAGCAAAAUCUUUAACUGUGAUAUAUGCAACACUUUGGGGUCCAACCAUUGGCUUUAUAGGUGUGAUUUUUGUGAUUUUGAUGUUCAUUUGAACUGUACAAAUAAUGUUCCAUCAGUUGCACCAGCAAUGCAAACAAAUUUUUUCAAUCAAAGUCAGACAACAUUCACGGCUGCGGCAAAUCAAGCUCCCAUCCCACAGGUUCAUCAUCAUUUUCAACACCCUGGAACAGCUUCAAGAUCUGCUCCUGAGGUUCCUCCUCAGGCUCCUCCAGGCUAUCAAGCCUAUAAUCCACACUUUGUUGCGCCACCUGCAGCAGCAGGCAUUCCUGUUCCGCACUUUAAUCCUGCCAUGACCCCUGGAAAUCAGGGAAUUCAGUCAGCGGGUAUGCCUUCCGUGCACUGGCAGAAUAAUGAGCAUUUGCAGGCGCUGCAAAGGCUUCAAGCUUUAUUUGCUAAUUUCUCUCAAAACAGCUUUAACCAGCACCACACUCAAGCCCUCAUGGCAGGUGGAGGACUAGGUGGCGGAAUUGGAGGCUUCGGCAGUGGAGCUGGAGGACUUGGAGGUGGAGCUGGACGAAUUGGUGGAGGUGGAGGCUUUGGAGGAAUGCAAAACUUGAUUCAAGCAUUAUCAGGAGUUGGUAAUGGAAUUGGUAAUGGUGCAGGAGGUAGUAUCCCAGGCCUGGAUCUCUUUGGGAAUGGUGGAGGUGGAGGGCUGGAUAUUGUGCAAGGUUUAUUGGGUGGUGAUGGAGGAGGUUUAUCAAUGCUUAAUGGUUUGGAUUUGGGAGGAUUACUAGGAGGAUUUCUUGAGAGAGAGAGAGAGAUGGGAAAGCCUGGUUCCCAACCUCAGUUUGAUCAGUCUUCAACAACUCCAGGGACUGAUCAAUCUUCUUUAGCUUCAAUCAACCAUUUCAGUCAUCCACAUCCUCUACAACUCUCCAACUGUCAAUCCCAACAAGGCUUCAGUGCCAAUUUAUGCUCAGGCUGCAAACUUGAGGCCUCAGGAAUCGUAUACAGUUGCACCAUGUGCAACUACUUUCUGCAUCAAAAAUGUUCUCAAAUGCCUCAGAAAAUCACUCAUCCCUUCGACCAAAACAACCAUGUUCUUUCCCUCCUCCCAAAACCAGCCUACCCUGGAGGCAUAUUCAACUGUGAUGCCUGUAGCCAACAAGGCAAUGGCUUCUGUUAUCACUGUCAAACCUGUGGAAUAGAUCUCCACAUCCUUUGCGCAUCCAUGCCAAUGGCAUUCACUCAUCAAUCUCACCACCACCAACUUAACCUCACAUUCUCACCACCUUAUCCAAACAAAGCCUUCUCCUGUGACAUCUGCAAGAUGAAUGGGCACAACCACUGGCUAUACCACUGCAGCAUCUGCCAAUUCGACGUUCAUUUGACCUGUGUAAAUGCGUUACCAAUAAAUCGUACUUUCACUCAACCUCCAUCAGUGCUGAAUCAGAUCCAGUCCAUGAUUACAAGAAGUGUUUCAAUGCCUCCUGCACAGCCGACCAUGCCUAACGAUUUCGCGAACAACGUAAAUCCUGUGGGCUUCAAUUCGUUCAGGCCUACAGGAGGCAUGGCGGCGCCAAUCCAUCUGCAGUCUCAGCCUCAAUCUUUUGUUGCGACCCCUUAUGCAGCUCCAACUCCUACGCAGCAAACCUUCAUCCCACCAAACAAUUAUAUGACCCAUGGAGGUUAUGGCCAACCUGUUAUGCCCGCUGGAUAUGCCCAACAGCAGAAUACCAUGACUACUCAGAUUGUUGGUGGGAUAGCUAAUGGGCUAGCCAGUGGUGCUUCUCAAUCAGCGACACAGGCCCUGAUUCAGGGAAUAUUUGGUGGUGGUGGUGGAGGAAAUGGAGGAGGAGGUAAUGACGUUACUGGCUUUAGUACUACAGGAGCUGAUGUGAUUCCAGCAGAUCAAGGCACAUAUUUUGUAUCAGAUGGCAGCUUCAACCAGAUUGAUGGAGGAUAUGGAGGAGAUGUUACCACCACUUAUUGAUGAUAUUAUCCAAACUUCUCUUAUAUUUUUCUUCGUACAUUUCUUGAAUUUUCAUAAAUCCAGGUGAUUCCUGAAUAGAAGGGGGAAAAAAAGUUCUAUCGAGGUUGAUCAAGUUUAUUACUAAAUCUGGAAAUUUGCAUGAUAGCUUUUUUGUUCUUGUUGUUAACCUUUUUUUUUUUUUUUUGUUGGCUUAGGAAUGGUCAUUGUGAUUUAAAUUUUAUGAUAUAUUAUGUCAUUAACAUAAUACAUUUUGCAAGGC
Coffea arabica (coffee) is the source of this 2717-nucleotide messenger RNA. The record is from RefSeq and is a predicted model, not a curated record. NCBI's taxonomy places the organism in Eukaryota, Viridiplantae, Streptophyta, Magnoliopsida, Gentianales, Rubiaceae.